GCGCGUUUCCGGCUUGAAAAACCGUCGCGUUUUUGAGGAGACACCUAAGCUGAGAGUUACCACCGCAGUAGAAGCCUCCGGAUCUGCCACUUCCAUCACCGGCGUAACCAUGGGAGCUGUGCUGGGUGUCUUCUCCCUGGCCAGCUGGGUUCCAUGCCUUUGUGGUGGUGCAUCCUGUUUGCUGUGUAGUUGCUGUCCCAACAGUAAGAAUUCCACUGUGACUCGCCUCAUUUAUGCUUUUAUUCUCUUCCUGGGCACUCUUUCAUCCUGCAUCAUGCUAACGGAAGGAAUGGAAAGUCAGUUGAAGAAGAUUCCUGGAUUCUGUGAAGGGGGAUUUAAAAUCAAGUUGCCUGAUACAAAUGCAGAUAAAGAUUGUAAUGUGCAGGUCGGUUAUAAAGCUGUAUAUCGGAUCAGCUUUGCCUUGGCCACCUUCUUCUUUGCCUUUUAUCUGCUCAUGUUAAAAGUAAAAACGAGUAAAGAUCCCAGAGCAGCCAUACACAAUGGGUUUUGGUUCUUCAAAAUUGCUGCCAUUGUUGGUAUCAUGGUUGGAUCUUUCUACAUUCCUGGGGGCUAUUUCACCACAGUCUGGUUUGGUAUUGGCAUGUUUGGGGCCUUCCUCUUCAUCCUGAUCCAGCUGGUGCUGUUGGUAGACUUGGCUCACUCUUUGAAUGAAUCAUGUGUAAAUCGAAUGGAAGAAGGAAACCCAAGGUGCUGGUAUGCUGUUUUACUAUCUGUCACAAGUGUCCUGUAUACCCUUUCAAUCAUCUUUGUCGGUUUGCUUUAUGCAUACUACACCAGACCAGAUGGCUGCACAGAAAACAAGUUCUUCAUCAGUAUUAAUCUGAUCCUUUGUGUUGUGGUUUCUAUUAUAUCAAUCCAUCCAAAAAUUCAGGAACACCACCCUCGUUCUGGCCUCCUGCAGUCCUCUAUCAUCACUAUCUACACCAUAUACCUUACAUGGUCGGCCCUGACCAAUGAGCCUGAUCAUUCCUGCAACCCAAGCCUGUGGAGCAUCAUUACACACCUGACUGCACCAACCUUGGCUCCUGCCAAUUCAACUGCUGUGGUCCCUACCUCUGCUCCACCAUCACAGGGUGGGCACAUUCUGGAGAGUGGAAACUUCAUUGGGCUGUUACUCUUUGUUCUCUGCCUUUUGUAUUCUAGCAUCCGCACUUCCACAAAUAGCCAAGUAAGUAAGCUGACCCUGUCAGGAAGUGAAAGUGUGAUCCUCCGUGAUACACCUACCAGUGGUGCCGGUGAUGAAGAAGAUGGACAGCCUCGGCGGGCUUUGGACAAUGAGAAAGAGGGAGUUCAGUACAGCUACUCUAUGUUCCACUUGAUGCUGUGCCUGGCUUCUUUGUACAUCAUGAUGACCGUGACCGGCUGGUACAGCCCUGAUGCAGAGUUCCAGAAUGUGACCAGCAAGUGGCCAGCUGUGUGGGUCAAGGUGAGCUCCAGCUGGGUCUGCCUCCUCCUCUACGUCUGGACCCUUGUGGCUCCAGUUGUCCUCACCAAUCGAGACUUCAGCUGAACCUCUGAGUGCCAGGGACACCACUGAAAUUCAUGAAGGUUUCCUUUGCUGAAAGCCCUUUUACUGUCGCUUCAACUAAAAUAAUAAGUGAAUGCUUUGCAUAUUGGACUGUAUCCAGGUUUAUAUCUGAAGGCAAGAUUGAAUUAUGAUUGAUGCAGUAUCUGAACUUUUCAUUUACAUGUACAUUAUGUUUAUUUUUAACGAUAUAGUGCAAAGGGAAAAUUUUUACAUUGUAAAGUGAACAACAGCUGUGCUGUGAAGAGAGUUCUUUAUUAAGACCUGUAGGUUCCUACAACUUUGAUUUAAAAUGUAAGAUAGAAAAAUACUGGAUAUUUGAGGCCAUCGUUAAUAUAUUUCUAUUGCAGUAUCCUUAAAGAG
Molossus molossus (Pallas's mastiff bat) is the source of this 1909-nucleotide messenger RNA. It is a transcript of the gene SERINC3, whose product is annotated as serine incorporator 3. NCBI's taxonomy places the organism in Eukaryota, Metazoa, Chordata, Mammalia, Chiroptera, Molossidae. The transcript is spliced from 10 exons. Gene Ontology annotation, cellular component: membrane. The coding region runs from base 110 to 1531 and encodes 473 amino acids. The record is from RefSeq and is a predicted model, not a curated record.